CACACAGAAACAGUAAACGGUCGCUCAACACACACACACGGCGGACGGAAAGCGCAUCCGAGUGGAAAAGCGAAACAUCUGCCAACCUAAAAUAGCACACAAAUUUAGCCUGUGCCAUUUUCCUGGGUGAUUGUUAAUUCUUCUGCUGGAGGGUGUAUUUCUCUCGGGGAGCAUGGAGUACAUUCGAUCAAUUCCAACUCACAUGGACUACAAGGGACAGAAACUGGCUGAGCAGCUGUUUCAGGGAAUCAUCCUUCUGUUUGCUGUUGUUGGGUUCGUCUGGGGCUAUGUAUGUGAACAGUUUGUGCAGACCAUCUAUAUCCUAGGUGCUGGUUUUAUUCUGUCUUGCAUUCUGACAUUACCACCAUGGUCGAUAUACCGAAGGAGCCCAGUCCAAUGGCAGAAACCUCGUGUGGAUUCAGAGUUAGAAUCAAAAGAAGUCAUUCCAACGAAAGAAAAGAAAUCAUCAAGAAGAAAGGAAAAAACCAAAUGAGCAAUGUGAAAUAGUUACGCCUUUGCCAAUGUUGCUACAUAAACUAUUCAAGUAUUAUACUUUAAAACCAUCAACAGUGUCACAGUUUUUACAAGGUGGUAAUAGCAGCACUUAAAGGCAGUGGACAAUAUUGGUAAUUGUCAAAGACUAGCCUUCAUAGUUAGUGUAUCUCAACAUAUGCA
Molecule: messenger RNA, 675 nt
Organism: Asterias rubens (European starfish)
Lineage: Eukaryota; Metazoa; Echinodermata; Asteroidea; Forcipulatida; Asteriidae
Product: signal peptidase complex subunit 1-like
Exons: 4
Coding region: 173-493 (106 amino acids)
Biological process (GO): protein targeting to ER
Cellular component (GO): endoplasmic reticulum membrane; signal peptidase complex
Source: RefSeq, a predicted model, not a curated record